Messenger RNA from Aspergillus versicolor CBS 583.65, 396 nucleotides. RefSeq lists its product as uncharacterized. The coding region runs from base 1 to 396 and encodes 131 amino acids. NCBI's taxonomy places the organism in Eukaryota, Fungi, Ascomycota, Eurotiomycetes, Eurotiales, Aspergillaceae. The transcript is spliced from 3 exons. The record is from RefSeq and is a predicted model, not a curated record.
AUGCGCCUCAGGAUCAUCACCCUCUCAACCACCCUCCUCGCCACCACAGUGUUUGCCAACUGGAUCGACUGCGGCGGCAAAGCCCUCUCAGUCCAAUUGGACGGGGUAGGCCACUCGAUUCAUUACCUACACAGGCGUGUAGAACGGGAGGUCGACCAUGCGCCCCCGAAUAUGCGCUACCUAAUGCCCAUCCUCUGUGAGGAGGUUUCAUGUCUAGAGGGGACCCAGAUUCGCUGGUGUAACGAAGAUAAGAACUACGGCCGCACCAUGGAUCUUGUGCAUAUUGUCGAGGCUGCCGAGGUGCUUCGUGCGGAGUGUCAGGAGCAGUACAAGGGAAAGACGGUUGCGGGUGGUGUGAUUUACCAUGAGGAUAAAUGGACUGUUAUUAUGCAGUAG